Molecule: messenger RNA, 4669 nt
Organism: Cheilinus undulatus (humphead wrasse)
Lineage: Eukaryota; Metazoa; Chordata; Actinopteri; Labriformes; Labridae
Product: protocadherin-10-like
Exons: 5
Coding region: 461-3574 (1037 amino acids)
Biological process (GO): homophilic cell-cell adhesion
Cellular component (GO): plasma membrane
Molecular function (GO): calcium ion binding
Source: RefSeq, a predicted model, not a curated record
GAGAUAGAGAGAAAGUCCUGUUAUUCGCCAGUUUUUAAUCAGGAGUUAAAUUUGUUAAGGUUUCAGCGGUUCGUAAAGAGGACUUUUCCCCCCUUUUUUCACUGCUCAUGUGGAAUAUGCUGUGAGACUUAAGGAGAAGAAGGGACAUAAAGAGAGGUGGUUAUGCGUCCUGGCUCCAUCCUGCAUGUUUGCGCUGACACCAGAAGUCACACACCGGUGCAGAAUUGAUUAAAACAGAGAAGCUCGGAUCAAAUGGCUGUGCUUCUCACAGCUGAAACGACACAAUGUUUCACUAACCCGAGGCAAAGGAGGGGAGUUUCACAAUUGGACAGCCCUGUUGCUGUUUUUUUCACUGCCCUUUUGCGGACAGAGCAAAUGGGAAAUGUUCAUUGCUUGUAAAAGAAAGGAAUAACACUUUUUUUGUUUCAUCUUUAAGUGCACUUUAUGAAAGAGUGAGGAGAUGAUUUGUUUUUUAUUCCUGCUCUCCAUCCUGGAUGGAGCUGUCUCCCAGCUUCACUACUCCGUGCCGGAGGAACAAGAAUCAGGCUCUGUGGUUGGAAAUAUUGCAGAGGAUUUAGGACUGGACAUUACCAAACUUUCGGCUCGCCGCUUUCAGACGGUGCCUAGUUCAAGAACACCUUACCUGGAGGUAAACUUAGAGAACGGUGCGCUUGUGGUAAAGGAGAAAAUUGACCGGGAAGAAAUCUGUAAACAGACCAUCCCGUGCCUACUGCACCUGGAGGUGUUUCUGGAGAACCCACUAGAGCUCUUUCGCGUAGAAAUUGAGGUGAUGGACAUUAACGACAAUCCGCCCAGCUUUCCCGAAACAGACAUUUCAGUGGAAAUAUCAGAGAGCGCAAUUCCCGGGACCCGAUUCCCGGUGGAAAAUGCCUUCGACCCAGACGUGGGCACUAACGCGCUCAGCACAUAUGCCAUAACGAAUAAUAACUAUUUCUACCUGGAUGUGCAGACGCAGAGCGACGGGAACAAGUUCGCCGAGCUGGUGCUGGAAAAGUCACUGGAUAGGGAGCAGCAGGCGGUGCACCGUUAUGUGCUGACUGCUGUGGACGGGGGCAUCCCACAGCGAACCGGGACGGCUCUCCUCGUCGUUAAAGUUUUGGACUCCAAUGAUAACGCACCCACCUUUGACCAGACUGUUUACUCAGUCAACCUGCGGGAAAACUCCCCUAUCGGCACUUUAGUCAUACAGCUCAAUGCCACUGAUGUUGAUGAGGGACAGAACGGGGAAAUAGUUUAUUCUUUCAGCAGCCACAACACCCCGCGGAUAAAGGACUUAUUCAACAUUGAUGCAAGAACAGGGAGGAUAGAGGUCGCGGGUGAAGUGGACUAUGAAGAGAGUAGUACGCACCAGAUUUAUGUCCAGGCUAAAGAUCUUGGGGCUAAUGCGGUCCCCGCUCACUGCAAAGUGCUGGUCAAACUCGUGGACGUUAACGACAACACACCGGAGAUUGGUUUCAGCACGGUGACUGAAUCUGUGAGCGAGCAGGACGCCCCGGGUACCGUUAUCGCACUUUUUAGUGUCUCUGACCGGGACUCUGGUGAGAAUGGACAUAUGAGCUGUGAGAUAUUGGGAGAUGUUCCUUUCAAGCUGAAAUCCUCUUUUAAAAACUAUUACACCAUCGUGACAGACGGACCGCUGGACAGAGAGAAUACAGAUUCUUAUACUAUCACAGUGGUGGCCAAAGAUAAGGGUCAACCUUCCCUCGCAACCAGCAAGUCCAUAAAAGUGCACGUUUCGGAUGAGAACGACAAUGCGCCUCGCUUUACGCAGGCUAUUUAUGAUGUGUAUGUGACCGAGAAUAAUGUGCCAGGUGCGUUCAUUCACGCCGUGAGUGCUUUGGACCCUGAUAUAGGACAAAAUGCACUAAUUACCUACUCCAUAUUGGAGUGUGACAUACAGGGCAUGUCUGUGGACACUUACGUGUCCAUCAACCAGGAUACUGGUUACCUUUACGCACUGCGCUCAUUUGAUUAUGAGCAGCUGAAAGAGUUCCGCUUCAUGGUCCAGGCUAAAGACUCUGGUGCGGCCGAGCUCUUCUCUAACGCCACAGUAAAUGUGAUCAUAGUUGACCAAAAUGACAACGCUCCCACUGUAAUAGCCCCCGUCGUGAAAAAUGGCACAGCCAAAGAACACCUGCCGCGCUCUGCUGAGCCUGGUUACUUGGUGACGCGUAUCGUGGCCAUAGAUGCAGAUGACGGCGAGAACGCACGGCUGUCAUAUAGUAUCCUGCAGGGCAACGAGAUGGGGAUGUUCCGCAUGGACUGGAGAACAGGCGAGCUGAGGACAGCCCGGAGAAUCUCUCCAAAGCGGGACCCGCAGGGCUUCUACGACCUGCUGAUCGAAGUGAGGGAUCACGGGCAGCCCCCUCUCUCCUCCUCAGCCAGUGUGAAUGUCAUUUUAGUGGACAGUGUGGUCGAAGGCCGCAGUGGGGAUCGUGGAUCAGCCUCCAGGGCAAAGGAGACCUCCCUUGACCUCACCCUCAUUCUCAUCAUCGCCUUGGGCUCCGUCUCUUUUAUAUUUCUCCUGGCUAUGAUCGUGCUGGCUGUGCGCUGUCAAAAGGACAAAAAGCUCAACCUGUACACGUGCCUGCUGGCCGGUGACUGCUGCCUCUGCUGCGGCUCCUGCUGUAGCAGAGGGGCUCGCGGCCGUAAACAGAAGAAGCUGAGUAAAUCAGACAUCAUGUUAGUUCAGAGCACCAACGUGACGUCAGGGGUCGGCCCCGUGGGACAGGUGCCCGUAGAAGAGUCUGGUGUGGGUGGCGUGGGAGGGGGCUUCGGGUCCCACCACCACCAGAACCAGAACUCCUACUGCUAUCAGGUGUGUUUGACACCGGAGUCCGCAAAAACGGAUCUCAUGUUCCUCAAACCAUGCAGCCCCUCCCGCAGCACUGACACGGAUCACAACCCCUGCGGCGCCAUAGUCACGGGUUACAGUGACCAACAACCGGACAUCAUAUCUAAUGGCAGCAUUCUGUCUAAUGAGACAAAACACCAACGAGCAGAACUCAGCUAUCUGGUGGACAGACCCAGGCGUGUCAACAGUUCGGCAUUCCAAGAGGCAGACAUUGUCAGCUCCAAAGACAGUGGUCAUGGUGACAGUGAGCAAGGGGACAGUGACCACGAUGCCACCAACCGGGGUCAUUCAGCCGGUGCUGACCUUUUCUCCAACUGCACAGAGGAAUGCAAAGCCCUUGGACACUCGGACCGCUGCUGGAUGCCAUCCUUUGUGCCGUCUGAUGGGCGCCAGGGGCCAGACUACCGCAGCAACUUGCACGUUCCUGGCAUGGACGCCACGCUGCCUGACACUGAGGUACCCUCCUCUGUCAACCUCUCCGACCAACUCACCAUGACCUCGUCCACCGUCUCGACCACCGAUAGGUCAUUCUCCACCUUUGGCAAGGACGGUCAAAGGUCACAGUCACACCACAGCCUUCACCAUCACCUCCAUCAGCAACAACAACAGUACAGCUCCAGCACGCUAGAGAGGAAAGAGUAUGAUAGGGGGACCCUACCGUACAAACCCACCUUUCUCUCCCGCAAAAGGAUUUGCUAGCUCAUUCCACGUGGACCUGUCGGAGACAGCGUGAAUUUCUUUACUAGCCCACCAACACUGAUGCUAGUGACAGCAAAAUAAAAUGAAACAAACAGCAACCUGGACACAGCAACCUUGGUUAAGCUUUAUUAUCUGGGUUGGUGAGCUGUAACAAAGCCUUGGCAGUGGUUGCCGAGGGAGGAGAGAAAACAUAAAUUCUUAGUAGCUGUAAACCUCUAGAUUUCCGUGGAGCAAUCCAAGGCCUUAUUCCUCUCAGCAGGACUGAGAUCAGGGCCGCAGCACUUGACAUGGAAAUUAUAAAGUCAUCAGCAGAAGUGGGAAACUGAAACAAACAAAGGAAUACAAUACAAGAAGACAAAGGACUGGUUUACUCAGUGGUAUUUUUGGGGGGGACUUUUGAACAUUAUGGAGUAAAACUCCAGAGAUCUGUGUGUGCCUGUUUACAUGAAGAAAAACUAGUGUUUCUGUACAAACUUAACCAAUGUUACACAGAACCCUUUAGCUACAGUAUUUCUAUGGUCACCACUAAGCCAACUGUACAGAGACUCAGGGUGAGGAGACUGAAUGAGAAACAGUGUUAGACAAGCAGAGAGAGAGAAACAGCAGUUGUACAGGUGUAAAAUGACAUGAAAAAGAAGUUGGAGGGGAGAAGCAGAGACGAUGUGCAGUACUAUUAAUUCUGUAACUCUGGUUUUUUGACUUGACUGUCUUUAUAUAACUUCUAUUUUUUAUUUCAGUUGUUCUUUCUGUGUGGUUAAAGUGUGCAGACUCUAACAUAUUCCUACUUACGGUUAUGGACAGGAACAUGUGGUCUUGGAGAUGGUUCAGUCCUCUUUCAAGUUUGGCCACUUCAGGAAGGAGAUUUUGACUUAUACACUGUGUUAUAAAAGACGCUUAAAUAACUCUGAUGUUCAGUUUAUAAAUAAAGUAUCACAAAUGUGAAUGUUCUCAUUUAUACAUGCUGACUAACAGUUUCCAAGUUCCUUCCUGAGCUGACUGCAAAGAAAGGGAAAUGACCCUUUACCAGGAUAUGGAUCCUGCCACUGGCCUAUACAUAACAAUCAGACACACUCAGUGGUUUUUAUCAUGUGUGCA